Molecule: messenger RNA, 1086 nt
Organism: Lathyrus sativus (Indian pea)
Lineage: Eukaryota; Viridiplantae; Streptophyta; Magnoliopsida; Fabales; Fabaceae
Source: the annotation of a GenBank genome assembly
AUGGGCCAUAUAAGGACGCCUUGGGUGGUUAGGUUCCAUCCAUUGCAUCCACAUAUACUUGCUAGUGGAAGCUUGGAUCAAGAAGUUCGAUUAUGGGAUGCCAACACAUCAGAGUGUAUAACAUCUCACCAUUUAUAUCGCCCAAUUGCUUCCAUUGCUUUUCAUGCCAAAGGGGAAAUAAUUGUUGUUGCAUCAGGCCACAAGCUGUACAUAUGGCACUACGACAAGAAAAGUGAAGCAUCCUACUCACCAAUUUUUAUGUUGAAGACUAGGCGGUCUCUACAGGCUAUGCAUUUUCACCCUCAUGCUGCACCAUAUCUUUUAACUGUUGAGGUCAAUGAUCUUGACUCUUCAGAUUCCUCGAUGACAAAGGCAACAUCUAUUGGUUAUUUAGAAUAUCCCCCACCUGCUGUUUUUGUCACGAAUAUUCAACCCACAGAACAUGUUACUUUGUCCAGUGAACCACCUAACGCUUCAUCGACUUUCUUCUUUGUUCCUUCGCUUACCGUUGAUGAGUCAAGAGAGGAAUUACAACGUGUUAGUCACGACGAUGGCUCGGGUAGAAUGCAAAUUGAGUCCCAUGCAAUGGUUCAGUUUCAAGCAGAUACAAAUGUAACAAAACAAUGUGAUACUUCGUCCCCAAUGGAUACAGUCUCCGAGAUUCCAACUAACUCUCAACCUGAUACAAAAUAUCCCACUCAUUCUUCUUUCUCUAAUGGAAUGGGAAUUGGCAUCCGUAACCUCACAAUGGAUGGUAUGGAGAUUGAUGAAACCCGACCAUUGGAAGGAAGGCAAUACGGAAACGUUACUGAUGUAAGUUCUCUCAACGGCAUGUUAUACGGACUAUCGGGACAGACUGCAAAUCAUAGGGUUCAUUCAGAGUUUGGUCGAUUUCAUCAGUUUGUUUCUUCAAGAGACACAAGUGGCUGGGAAUUACCUUUUCUACAAGGAUGGUUAAUGGGUCAAACCCAAGUUGGUAUCCCCACACUGCAUUCUCACCCGGGUGUUAGUCGUGGCACUCUAGCUCAACAGAUUAGUUCUACUACAAUGGCUAAUACACUUCCCACUUCUAAUGUUGACACAUAA